Phyllostomus discolor (pale spear-nosed bat) is the source of this 1710-nucleotide messenger RNA. RefSeq names its product hydroxysteroid 17-beta dehydrogenase 7 (gene HSD17B7). Gene Ontology annotation, molecular function: 5-alpha-androstane-3-beta,17-beta-diol dehydrogenase (NADP+) activity; estradiol 17-beta-dehydrogenase [NAD(P)+] activity; 3-beta-hydroxysteroid 3-dehydrogenase (NADP+) activity. The transcript is spliced from 11 exons. Lineage: Eukaryota; Metazoa; Chordata; Mammalia; Chiroptera; Phyllostomidae. Gene Ontology annotation, biological process: cholesterol biosynthetic process. The coding region runs from base 576 to 1643 and encodes 355 amino acids. The record is from RefSeq and is a predicted model, not a curated record. Gene Ontology annotation, cellular component: endoplasmic reticulum membrane.
UAAAACCCCUCUUAAAGUCAGUGCUCCAAAGACGGCCGUUUUGGAGACCUGGGAGCGGAAGUGGUUGGAAGUGGCGCAGGUAAAGAGGAGGGGACAGUGCCCAAACUCCAGCUCCCGGGCACGAACCUUCCGGGGGACACGUGAGGCUCCGCGGCAAAGGCCCCAAUCCCCGCGGCCAGAGCCCAGGCCUGCGCGCCCGGAGGGCGCCCCAGCCGCAGCCGCCGCCACCUGGCGGGCGGGGCCGGCGACCCGGCCCCGUGGCGGAAGCGGGAAAGCGCGGAUUGGCUGGGAGCUGGCCCCUCCCCUCAGCCUAUCUCACCCCACCUGGGCAGGCGCAAAGAGCGCGAGGUGUAACGCGAUUGGUGGACGUGGAGGGGGCGUGGCAGGCCGUGUCACCGGCCCUUGAUUGGGCGGCGGGCGGAGGACCGACCGGGAUUUGAUUGGAGGGCGUGCUUGAGUCAUAGACGUGAGGGCAUCGCCGGGUCCUGAUUGGGCAACGGGCGUGGGAGGAGGGGCCGGCCGGGAUCUGGGCUCUUCCUCCGAGAGUCCCGCGGGUCCGGCGUCAGUGUGCGGCGAUGCCGAAGGUGGUGCUGGUCACCGGAGCGACUAGCGGCGUCGGCCGAGCGCUCUGCCAGCGGCUGCUGCGGGAGGAAGAGGAGCUGCACCUGUGCUUGGCAUGCAGGAACCCCGGCCGCGCCGAGGCGCUCCGCGCGGAGCUGGUGGCCGCCCGGCCCUCCGCCCAGGUGAGCACCGUGCAGGUGGACGUCUCCGACCUGCGCUCGGUGCUGCGGGCCGCCGGGGAGCUCAGGCACAGGUUCCGCAGGCUCGACUACGUGUACCUGAACGCGGGGAUCAUGCCCAGCCCGCACCUCGACGUCAAGGCGCUCGUCUCCAGCCUCUUCUCAAGGAACGUGAUUCACGUGUUCUCCACGGCUGAGGGACUGCUGACCCAGGAGGACAGGGUCACGGCCGACGGGCUGCAGGAGGUCUUUGCCACCAACGUCUUCGGCCACUUUCUCCUGGUCCGGGAGCUGGAGCCGCUCCUCGGCGCCGGCGACAGCCCGCGCCGGCUCAUCUGGACGUCGUCCCGCAGCGCCCGCAGGGCCAACUUCCGCCUGGAGGACGUGCAGCACCGCGAGGGCCGGGAGCCCUACAGCUCCUCCAAGUACGCGGUGGACCUGCUGAGCGUGGCCCUGAACCGGCACGGCAACGGGCAGGGCCUCUUCUCCAGCGUGGUGUGCCCGGGGACCAUGCUGACCAACCUGACCUACGGGAUCCUGCCGCCCUUCGUGUGGACCCUGCUGAUGCCCUUCAUAUGGCUGAUGCGCUUCUUCGCCAACGCCUUCACCCUGACGCCGCACAACGGAGCCGAGGCCCUGGUGUGGCUCUUCCACCAGAAGCCCGAGUCCCUCAACCCGCUGACCAAGUACCUGAGCGCCACCACGGGCCUCGGGAGCAAUUACGUAACGACCGAGAAGCGCGAAGGAUGUGAAGCACCGGCUGGGGGCGCUGCUGCAGAAGUCGGGGUCCUGCGAGCACGGCUCCUCCCGCGGCAGGAGGGGCAGGCUGGUGGUCUGCCAGAGGGUGGGCCCGGAGGAAGUCAAAAAGUGGGCCGAGUCUCUGGAGAGCCUGAUCAGCCAUGAGUGUCAACCUGGACGCCUGCACCCGGGAGGAGACCCGCCGGAACCUGCAGGCGCCCACGGCCGCCUG